This is a messenger RNA of Anisakis simplex (herring worm), 357 nucleotides long. The record is from the annotation of a GenBank genome assembly. Lineage: Eukaryota; Metazoa; Nematoda; Chromadorea; Rhabditida; Anisakidae.
AUGGUGCCGUGGAUGCGAAAAACGGAGUAUAUCAGUUCAGAGUUUACGAGGUUUGGUGUGUCGAGUGAACGGCAAGAAACCAAGGUGGGAUACAGUAUCAAGAAGAAGUUUCAAAAUGAAGUGUUGUAUCGCGAUCGUGCAUCACAGAUCGCUGCCAUCAACAAAACAUUCGAUGAGGUUGCCAAACCAGUGGUUAAUCAUCCCACGAAAAAAGGUGUUACGGCAGUUGAGGAGUUCUAUUUACUUCCAGAUUUUGAGAAUUGGAAGCAUCCAUUCGCACUGGUUGUUUUCGAUGGCGAUCCCGUACCACAAAGUGAAAAGACCGAUCCAGGAACGUUGAUGUCACAGGCACUUAUU